Prorocentrum cordatum is the source of this 666-nucleotide messenger RNA. The record is from the annotation of a GenBank genome assembly. NCBI's taxonomy places the organism in Eukaryota, Dinophyceae, Prorocentrales, Prorocentraceae.
GGCUCAAGAUUUUCGGCGAUAGGUGCGACGCUCGCGGCUCUCUCUAUUCGGGGUCGACUGCCCGUGCGAGAUCUCGGAAUGGCCCCCAUGAAGGCCGCCUCUGUCAAGAAGACGGUCAAGGCUGCCUCGAGCAAGGCGACGGCGAUGAAGGUCACGAAGAAGAAGACUCUGUCCACCAUUCUGCCGCUGGCGUCGGCCGGGGGCCUCGCAGCCCCCGCGCUGUUCGGCAAGGAGACGGCGAAGGCGAAGGCCAGCGUCCUGAAGGAGAAGCAGGCGGCCAGGGCAAAGGGCGUGCUCGCGAAGCAGAAGGCCGCGGUUAAGGCCAAGCUGAUCGCAAAGAAGGCGAAGGAUGCGGCGGUGAAGAAGGCGAAGGAGGCCGCGAGGAAGGCAAAGGAGGAGCUCGCGAAGAAGAAGGAGAAGCGGAGGGCCAGGGAGGAGGCCUACGUCGCGCGGCAGGCGGAGCUCUACCGGAAGAGGACCGAGGCCGACGAGGCCAGGGCGGCGAAGAGGGCGCGCCUCGCCGCGCGCAAGGAGGAGGAGAGGCGCUACGCGGAGGAGCAGCACGAGCUCUACCUCCAGGAGCAGGCCGCCGCGGCGGAGGCCGCCGCGCCCGAGGGCGCCCCCGCGCCGGAGGCCGUGCCCGCCGGGGCCGCCGCGGCGGCGGCG